GCAAGUCUUAACAGGUAUCAAUACUUGAAUUCAUUUCCUCAUGAAAACUCCACUGCCUUCUAUGGAAUAAAUCAAUUUUCUUAUUUGUUUCCUGAAGAAUUUAAAGCCAUUUAUUUAAGAAGCAAACCCUCCAGGUUUCCCAGAUACUUAGCAGAAGUACAACUGUCCAUCCCCAAUGUCUCUUUGCCAAUAAGAUUUGACUGGAGGGACAAGCAUGUUGUAACACAAGUGAGAAACCAGCAGAUGUGUGGGGGAUGCUGGGCCUUCAGCGUGGUGGGCGCAGUAGAAUCUGCGUGUGCAAUAAAAGGGAAGCCGUUGGAAGACCUAAGCGUACAGCAGGUCAUUGACUGUUCAUACAAUAAUUACGGCUGCAAUGGAGGGUCACCUCUCAAUGCCCUCAACUGGCUAAACAAGAUGCAAGUAAAACUGGUGAGAGAGUCAGAAUAUCCUUUUAAAGCACAAAAUGGCCUGUGCCAUUACUUUUCUGCUUCACAAUCUGGAUUUUCAAUCAAAGGUUUUUCUGCAUAUGAUUUCAGUGGCCAAGAAGACGAAAUGGCAAAAACACUUCUCACCUUUGGCCCUUUGGUAGUCAUAGUAGAUGCAGCGAGCUGGCAAGAUUAUCUGGGAGGGAUAAUACAGCACCACUGCUCUAGUGGAGAAGCAAAUCAUGCAGUUCUCAUAACUGGGUUUGAUAAAACAGGAAGUACUCCAUAUUGGAUUGUGAGGAACUCAUGGGGAAAUUCGUGGGGAAUAGAUGGCUAUGCCCAUGUCAAAAUGGGAAGUAAUACUUGUGGUAUUGCAGAUUCCGUUUCUGCUAUAUUUGUUUGAGAUGUUGGGAAGAUCAAAAGACAGCUACAAAAAUGAAGGUUUUCAUGAUGCAAUGUAACAUAGUACUUCAUUCUAAGUAUUAUUCAACUUCAAGCUUCAGCAACUACCUACGAAAGAUUGUAGGGUUUAGUAGUAUUUAAACUCAGGUGUAGAAUGUUUCCGCCUUGUAGAGAGAUGGACAACCAAAGUUCAUAGAAAGAACUCCAGCAUAGAAGCCUAAAAGGAAGUCUGUGGAAGUUUUCUACUUUGAAAGGAAGGUCAGAGGAGGAGAUAUCUUCUUGAGUCUGUUUGUUUUUGUUUCCUUAUUGUUUGUUUGUUUUUAAUGAGAUAUUUCAGGUGGGAUCAAAAAGAUGAUAAGAAUUUCUUUCCUUUUUUGAAAUAUACUCAUUAGCCUUAGAUUAUCCGUAUAUGCAAGAAUGGCCAACCUAAAAUGUGUGUCUCACACAAUUAAUUAGCAAUUCGCUGAGAUGGAAUUUUACAAGGAUUUGAAAUACCAAUUGCUUUACUUCAACAAAUGGUGCUUACUGCGUGAAUAGCAGAGCAACCCUAUAGAAGGAAACAAAAG
Messenger RNA from Carlito syrichta (Philippine tarsier), 1393 nucleotides. It is a transcript of the gene CTSO, whose product is annotated as cathepsin O. Gene Ontology annotation, molecular function: cysteine-type endopeptidase activity. The record is from RefSeq and is a predicted model, not a curated record. The transcript is spliced from 7 exons. NCBI's taxonomy places the organism in Eukaryota, Metazoa, Chordata, Mammalia, Primates, Tarsiidae. Gene Ontology annotation, cellular component: lysosome. Bases 244 to 828 code for a protein of 194 amino acids.